Messenger RNA from Chaetomium globosum CBS 148.51, 2139 nucleotides. RefSeq lists its product as uncharacterized. The record is from RefSeq and is a predicted model, not a curated record. The transcript has 3 exons. The coding region runs from base 1 to 2139 and encodes 712 amino acids. NCBI's taxonomy places the organism in Eukaryota, Fungi, Ascomycota, Sordariomycetes, Sordariales, Chaetomiaceae.
AUGUCAUCCAACCCAGCGCCUAAGCCCACCCCUGAGCUGUGCGGACGGUGCAGCGUCCUGUUUUCUGUCCAGGGGCUCAGCGAGAUUUACACUACCUCUCAAGGCCGGUUCAGGCAUUCCCAACUCGAAACCUUCGAGGACCGCGUCGACUGCCGCUUCUGCCGCUUUCUCUGGGAAGAGGACCUGAUCGGGGCCAACACGCAACCACUCGCUUUCCGCCGUCUGCGCGAUCUGGUCUAUCCCCCGCAAAGCGCCGCAAGAAUACAUAAUGCCAAAAGCUUCCCGGGAUCGUGGGUUGUGAUCCGCUGCGAGAAGUCCGUGGCUGUCCAGGGACAGGUCGACUACCUCCCGCUCCCUUCCUCGCUGGCGACGACGAGUGAGAACUUGUCUGCUAGCGCUUUGAGCCUCAUGUGCGUGAGGAUAGAGAAUUCCAAGGGUCGCAUGCUGUGGGAGUUCCCCUUCUUUUAUGUCACGGCAGCUCAGGAUGAUCCAUGCGCUGCCCUGACACCUUUCAGGCCCCUGGAUUGGAACGGGUUGAGUCCUAGGUCGGCGCCGUUAUUAAAGGCUCUGCUAAACAGGUGUGAGACGGCCCAUUCCCGCUGCGAGCCCCUUGUCCCCCAACCACUCCCAACCCGGCUGGUCCAUGUCCCGAGGGACUACCCAUCGUCUCAAAGCAUCAGGCUUCAUGUCACACCAAAAGGUGGCCAACAAGGGCAGUACAUUGCCCUAAGCUAUUGCUGGGGCGGACCGCAGAAGUUCAGCCUGAAGCACAGCAACCUCGACGAGCUCCAGCACCAGAUGACACCCGUUUCUGGCCUGCCGCGGACUCUCCAGGAUGCUAUCGCCGUGACCUACCAUCUCGGGUUCGAGUACCUGUGGAUCGAUGCCUUGUGUAUCAUCCAGGACAGCCCCUCAGACAAGCGCGACGAGAUCAGCCAGAUGCAGCACAUCUACGCCAACGCGGCCGUCACCAUCGUUGCGGCCACAGCCAGCUCCGUCGAGCAGGGCUUCCUAACCAGCCACGCCCAGUUCAGCAGCCGACACCGCUCCGUCUCGGUGCCGAUGACACUGACCCCCACAACUGCAACCCCAACCCCUACCUCAACCACCACCACCCCCAACCCCAACACGAGCAUAACAGCAGGCACCCUAACCCUCACACCCACCCACCACCCCUCAACAACCUCCUUCCCCAUCAACCACCGCGGCUGGACCUACCAAGAAGCGCUGCUCUCCUCCCGCCUGCUGACCUUUGGCGACCUGGAGCCCUACCCUGCGCUGCCACACCAAGGAGGCCACGCUCGCGGCGCGGACGGCGGUCCGACUUCGAGGGACUUUGAGAUCUUGAAGGAGGGGUGGGAGGAGGUCAGGCUGGUGGUCGGUAAUGCUGGUGUUGGUACAGGUACAGGGGGUGCUGGUUCUGAGACAGGAGGGGAAGAGGUGGAGGAUGGCGGGGGCAUCGUGCUGCUCGAGGGCGGGGCGAGCAUAGAUUUGCGGUUGGAGUUUCGGUGGCCCGGGCUGGUGGGCCAGUAUACGCGGCGGGUGCUGGGGGAGGUGGGGGACCGGCCGCAUGCGAUUGCUGGGGUGGUGGCGGCGCUGGAGGGGGUGACGGGGGAUAAGUGCGUGUAUGGGGUGUGGAGGUCGUGUGCGGUCGCGUGUUUGCUGUGGGCGGUUGUGGAUGGGGAGGGGCCGGGGGAAGUGCUGCGUGUGAACGGGGGGCUGCUGCCGACCUGGUCGUGGAUGUCGGUGACGGGGCCGGUGGAGCUGGAUCGCGUCGAGUAUAUGAAGGUGGCGGAGGCGGUGGUUGAUUGGACUGCUGGUGGUGAUGACAAGACGUUGUGUAUGUCGUGUCGUGUGCUGGAGGAGAGUGAGGUGAUGGGCGUGGCGCCGCUGCUCGUCUAUUGGACGCUGGAUGUGGGCAAGCCCGUGUCGGCGCCGCCAUCUCCGAGUAAUUGGCUUAGACCGCCGGUGAAGGAGCCCCUGUUUUUCUUGGUCAUUGCCCUGCAGAUAGACCAGACGUUCCUUGCGCUGGUUACUACGGCGGCUGGAGGUGGGGUUUAUCACCGUCGAGGGCUGGCGGAGCUGAAGAGCUCGAGCGUGAUUACCUCAAAACCGCGGGAGAGCAUCUCCUUGAAGUAG